UCCAGGAAAGCCACCCACUCUGCACACCACGGCUGUCACCGAGGGAGAAUCCGGUGCUUGAUUAAUAAUUAAACACCCAUGCAGUGUGGACUGAGCCGAAUAUACAAGCGUCAGUUCAAUACGCGUUUAUCCGUCUAUUCAAACACUUGAAUGCAGAACAUGAUACUUUCUAGGAAUUCGUUAACUUUCAGAGUGGUCCUGCUGACAUGGUGGAUCCACCACUGCACAUGGCAAACGGGGGAAGCAAUCCAUCCAGUCUGCACUCUUGUGGCUCAGCAUAUGAAGACUCAGGAGCAAUGCAGAUACAUACGUAAACAAGAGUACCACAACCACACUACAAUCACCGGCUGCCGAACAGAAUGGGAUGAGAUUAGUUGCUGGUACAGAGCUGAAGUUGGCCAAGUGGUUAAUGUCUCUUGUUCAGAAGUUUCCCAGCUCUUCGCCAACAACAACGGUUACAUAUACCGGAACUGCACAAAGAACGGCUGGAGUGACCUUUACCCAUCGUAUGAGAAUGCUUGCGUAUUACCAACAGUGGAAGGAACUGAGACCUCAUAUUAUUAUACAUUCAAGCAGGUGUACACUGUGGGUUAUGCUACCUCUCUCAUCUCUCUCAUAUCGGCCAUCUUCGUCUUUACAGCAUUCAGGAAGUUCCAUUGUACAAGGAACUACAUCCACAUCAACCUGUUUUCCUCCUUCAUCCUGAGAGCAAGCGCAGUCUUUAUAAAAGAUGGUGUCCUCUUUACCGAUGAAACCCAGGACCACUGUUUCAUGUCUACAGCAUCCUGUAAGGCAGCAGUGGCCUUUUUCCAGUUCAGCAUCCUGGCUAACUACUUCUGGCUCCUGGUGGAGGGCAUGUACUUACAGACCCUGCUGGCUCUUACAUUUGUCUCACAAAAAAAGUAUUUUUGGUGGUACAUCCUUAUUGGCUGGGGCCUUCCAACAAUAGUCUUGAUUAUUUGGGUUCUGGCCAGGAAUUUCUAUGAUAACAAAGGGUGCUGGGACGACACAGAUAUCGCCUUCAUUUGGUGGAUCAUAAAAGGACCGAUUACAGUAUCUCUUCUGGUGAACUUUAUCAUCUUCAUCAAUGUGAUCAGGAUACUUGUGGAGAAGCUGAAGUCUCCUGGAGUUGGAGGCAAUGACACCAGUCACUUUAUGAGGCUGGCUAAGUCCACUCUGUUCCUGAUCCCACUGUUUGGCAUGCAUUACAUGGUGUUUGCCUUCCUGCCAGAGAACACAGGGGAGGAUGCUCGUCUCUACAUAGAGCUUGGCCUGGGCUCAUUUCAGGGUUUUGUUGUGGCCCUGUUAUACUGUUUUCUCAACGGAGAGGUGCAAGCGGAGCUGAAGAAGAGGCUGUGGAAAUGGCAGAUGCAGGGCUACAUGAGUUACAGUAAGAGGAGGCGAACACUGUUCACAGAAAGCAGCACCGUUACUCAGAUUUCUGUUCUAGAAAAAUCCAGCCCUAAGGAACAGCCUUCAGCUGAGCUCAAAAACAGCAUCUCACUGGUGUGAGGAUUGUGUCUCAUCCUGGUUCUUUUGUUCUCAUAGGAUUGCUAACUAUAUUUAACACAGUCAUUAAUACCAAGAGUGUGCGUCUUAAAUCACAAGAGCUCACCAUUCGCAGAUUGGAUUUAAUCAUACUCUGGGUUUAUAGAGUAAUUUGGCAACAUUUCCACACAGUAUAGGGUCAGAUAUUAGACACUACUCUACAGCUCUGAUGAAAUUUCAAUGUAGGAUGGUGAAGAAUAAUUUUCUGUAACGAAAGGUCUGACAGUUUGAUUGUGAGGCAAAUUAGAGGUUUAUAAGAAUUAAAAUGGAUGUCCUCAUUGUAUAGUGCAUGUUACAUAGGGAUUACACAUCAAAAUAGAGAGAGAGAGAGAGAGAGAGAGAGAGAGAGAGAGAGAGAGAGAGAGAGAGAGACAGAGAGAGAGAAAGAAAGAGAGAGACAUAGACAGACAGAGAGAGAGAGAGAGAGAGAGAGAGAGAGAGAGAGAGAGAGA
Tachysurus vachellii is the source of this 2000-nucleotide messenger RNA. It is a transcript of the gene ghrhrb, whose product is annotated as growth hormone releasing hormone receptor b. Gene Ontology annotation, cellular component: plasma membrane. Gene Ontology annotation, biological process: adenylate cyclase-modulating G protein-coupled receptor signaling pathway; cell surface receptor signaling pathway. The transcript has 13 exons. Gene Ontology annotation, molecular function: vasoactive intestinal polypeptide receptor activity; peptide hormone binding; G protein-coupled peptide receptor activity. Lineage: Eukaryota; Metazoa; Chordata; Actinopteri; Siluriformes; Bagridae. Bases 151 to 1512 code for a protein of 453 amino acids. The record is from RefSeq and is a predicted model, not a curated record.